Messenger RNA from Cavenderia fasciculata, 3639 nucleotides. RefSeq names its product actin binding protein (gene forA). The record is from RefSeq and is a predicted model, not a curated record. The transcript is spliced from 7 exons. The coding region runs from base 1 to 3639 and encodes 1212 amino acids. NCBI's taxonomy places the organism in Eukaryota, Evosea, Eumycetozoa, Acytosteliales, Cavenderiaceae. Gene Ontology annotation, biological process: actin cytoskeleton organization. Gene Ontology annotation, molecular function: small GTPase binding; actin binding.
AUGUCAACUCCAGCACUUCAACACUCUCCGAGUGGAGGAGAUCUAAAGUUAUUUAGACUCAAGGUCACCAUUCUCAAAGGAAAGGGUAUUACCGGAUCCGAUGGUGUUUGUAGUCCUUACCUCAAGGUAUCUUGGGGAAACAAAAAGAAGGGUUUCAAAACAAAGGUUGUUGCAAAGUCUUCUGAUCCAGAAUGGAACCAACAAACUCAAUUUGAAAUCAAAAGAGAGAAAUAUCCAACAGAUAAACCAGAAAUUGAAAUUGAAGUCUAUGAACACAACAAGUUUUCAGGCGACAAGGAGAUUGGAGCCUGUACAUAUGCACUAGACAACAAUCAAAUGAUUCUUGGUGAAAACAAUCAUAUUACAUUACCUGUUGUUUUACAUGCUGGCACUAAACAUGAAUCUAAAGGUGAAAUUACUUUAACUAUUUCUCCAAUUGAUUUUGGUCAAGAUAAAGCUGUUGUUGAGAAACAAAAGCAAAUUGAAGAACAAAAGAAAAUGGAACAAGUUGAAAAGCAAUUUGCAAUCUUGGCUGAACAAUUAGCAAAUGAUGCAAAGUCAAGAGAAGUUUUAUUAAAAUUGCCAUACAAGUCAAAACUUCAACUCAUUGAACAACAUAAAGAUAAAUUAUCUAAUGAAAAGACACCAGAUCAUUUUGCAAUCAAGUUAUUGAAAGAAUUAGCUACGAUCAAGACUAAAAAGCCAAAUCUAUCAGCAUCGGGAUCUCCUUCACAAGGUAGUGAUGGGUUGACAAUGACUGAUCUCAAGGAUAUUAGUGUUGCUCUUCGUUCACGUGGUCUCGAUUGGAUCAAGCAGUUCCACAAGCUCGAAGCUACUGCCCGUUUGAUCGAGUUGCUAGGUCUUCUCAACAAACAACUACCAUCGUCUGAAGAGAACCUUCAAAAGCAAUUGGAAUGUUUACAUUGCAUCAAAAAUAUUAUGAACAACAAGAUUGGUAUUUCUUAUGUACUCAGUGUUAAAGAUUCCCCAAAUGUUAUUGGUUUAUGUUUAGGUUCAUCAAAUGAAAAAAUCAAUGAAUUAGCUAUUGGACUUUUAAAUGCUAUUUGUUUCUCUGUUGCCAAUGGUCACAAGAUGAUUAUUGAAGUAAUGAAUAUUAACAAAAUUGAAAAGAAAGAAACUAGAAGAUUUGUAUCAUUGGUUGAUGCAUUAAAGAAUAAUACAAAUGCAGGCAAAAAAGAGUCGAGAGAGUCGUUGAGACUAAAGUCGACUUAUUUGUCUUUUAUCAACACGAUUGUAAAUAGUCCACCCGAAAUUGAUUUGCGUCUUUCGUUGCGUCAAGAAUUUUCGUGGUUGGGAAUCAAGGAGAUUCUCGACGAGUUGGGCAACUAUGAGUAUGAUGAUUCGCCAGAGCUCGAUACUCAGAUUACUGUGUACCAAGAAGAAGAGAGCAAGGAUAACAAGGAAAUGUCGGACCGAUUCAACGAGUUCCCAGGACUCAACCUCGCCAACAUUGACGAUGUUAUCAAGACGCUUAUGGAGCGCAUCAAGCCUAUUGGGUUGGUCGACUCGUUCCGUGAGAUUGUCAAGGAUCUGUUGUUGAUGCCCAGCGGCGAGGGACUUGGUUUGCGUACCUGGAUCAUCGCUUCGCGUGUCAUCAAGCAGAUCUCGUUGCGUGACAAGAACGUCGGUGUCGAUGACGAUAUUAUCGUGCCACUCGACAACCUGUUGUUGACGUGCGAGCAAGAGGCCAAGGAGUUGCCACUCAAGGCCAAGAUUGACGAGCUCGCCAAGGGUCAGACCGACCUCAACAAGAAGCUCAAUGCCCAGGAACUCGAGCUCAAGGAAAAGAACGAUAUCAUCAAAAAGCACGAGGAAAGUGCUGGCAAGCAGAUGGAAGAGUUGGCCGGCAAGCUCAAGUCCAAGGACGACCAGGUGCAGCAGCUGCUCGAGCAGAUCGCCCAACUCAAGUUGUCGGGCGCGUCGCCAGACAAGUCCACUCCAGCUGGCAGCUCCGCACCCGCUCCACCUGCUCCACCUGCACCCCCUGCACCACCUAUGGGCGGUCCACCACCCCCACCACCUCCUCCACCCCCAGGAGGCGGCGGUCCACCCCCUCCACCACCUCCUCCACCUCCAGGCGGCGGUCCACCACCCCCACCACCACCUCCAGGCAGCGGACCACCACCUCCACCACCUCCUCCAGGCGGCGGACCCCCAGGUCCACCUCCCCCACCUGGCAUGGGCGGACCCCCACCACCUCCCGGUGCAUUUGGCAAAAAGGCAGCUGCACCUGCCAGAAAGCAGAUCCCACUCCCUGCACUCAAGAUGAAGGGUUUGCAAUGGGUGUCUUUGAACGACAAAAAGAUCACCGGUACCAUCUUUUCAAAGUUCUCGGUCGACUCUAGCAAGGACAUUAACCUCGACUACAAGGACAUUGAAGAUGUGUUCCAAGCCAAGGUCAUUGAGAAAAAGGAGAGUACCGCACCCAAGAAAUCGGGUCCAGUGCAAAUCAUCGACCCCAAGACCUCGCAAAACUUGUCCAUCUUUUUGUCACAGUUCAAGGGCAAGACCUACGACGACAUUUGCAAGGCCAUCUUGACAGGCGACGAAAAGAUGUUCCAAUCCAACCAUAUUGACGCCUUGAUCACUUUCCUCCCCUCUGAAGACGACAUUACCAACAUUAACGAGUUCCUCAAGGAGGACAAGGACAAUGCUGGCAAGCUCGGUCCCGCAGAACAAUUCUCGCUCAAGAUCAAUGCCGUACCACAAGUCAAGCAACGUUUGCAAUGUAUGAAGUUCAAGUAUGCCUACGACCCCAAAAAGACAGACAUUAAACUCGACAUUGAAAACUUCUCACUCGGUACCAAAGAGUUGCACGAGUCUACCAAGGUGCCCAAGAUCCUCGAAGUCGUACUCAUCCUCGGUAACUUUAUCAAUGGAGGUACUGCUCGUGGUAACGCCUAUGGUUUCAAGCUCAACACCAUCACCAAGCUCGGAGACACCAAAUCAACCGACAACAAGAGCUCACUCGUCCACUAUUUGUCACGUGUCCUUCAAAAGGACUUCCCAGCCCUCACCAACUUUGCCUCUGAACUCACUCACAUUGAGACUGCCUCCAAGAUCUCAUUCCCCAACACCAUGUCUGAGAUUGCUACAUUGCGCAAGGACUUUUUGCAAACCCAAGUAACCGUCGAGAACCUCGUUCAAGCCGGCGAAGAAGAUCAGUUCAAGGCCAAGUUUGACGAGUUUAUCAAGCAAGCCUCUGACGAUAUCGACCAAAUCACAACCAAGUCUGCUCAAAUGGAGACUGAUUUCAAGUCAUUGGCCACCUUUUAUGGUGAAGAUGCCAAGAUUGAUCCAUCGGAAUUCUUCCAAAUGUUUGUAAAGUUUAUGGAUUCUUAUGACAAAUCGGCCAAGGAAAACGAAGCCAACGCUGCCAACAUGGAAAAGAUUGCAAAGAGAGAAGCUGCCAAGAAGCUCAAGGAAGAAGAAGAUGCCAAAAAGAAAUUGGCUGCCGAAGAAAGAAAGAAAAAGGGUCAAGAAGAAGCUGCCAUGCCAGAAGCUGUCGUUGAUGACCUUCUCAACACUAUCGCAUCUGGUGAUGCCUUUAAAAAUAGACGUAGACAAAGAGUUGCAAAACCAACUGCUGAUGUUGAUUUAGAUAAUAUUGAAAUUUAA